GCAGGUCCCACCUCAACAGCCCAGAGCCCAACUAUUAUUUAUAAGCAGUAUAUGCUAUAGAAAACUGCUCCACUUUUUCUUUACACCAGCCCUGAUAAUUCUCGCCCCUUUGGGUUAUUUUCUGCAGUCGGCUCAAUGUGAAGAGGAAGCAACAACUUGUGUUCUCAGAAUCUUCUCCGGAGGGUCCGGUUCCCCUCAGUCCCCUGAAUCUGCUGACACUUCUGCUUUCUGUCCAUUGUGUAAUUCAUGUUUGUGAUUUUCGAUUUCCAGCUGCAGAACUUCUCCCAAUCUCGGAAUCCUACCCAAAGUCCAGACUGCAAGGAGGUGCUAUGGACCCCGGAGGAGCUUUGAUCUUCUUCUGUAUUUUCCUAUUAUCACUCCCGUUUUGUGAAGCUCAGAGCUGCCAAGCUCGAAUGCCAGGGCUUCACGGAAUACCCGGAACUCCUGGUGCAAAUGGAAAGGAUGGAGUUGAUGGAGAGAAGGGAGAUCAGGGCCCUCCUGGAACCAUUGUUGGCUGGAAUGAAGAAGAACAAAGAGGAGAUCCUGGUCAGACUGGAAAUCCAGGGAAAGUGGGGCCAAAAGGACCAAUGGGUCCCCCAGGUCAACCUGGGUCCAGAGGUCUAAAAGGCUUGAAAGGAGAAUCUGGAGAUUACAAGACUGACGAGCAUGCUGCUUUCUCAGUAAAGAAGACCACCUCAGGGAGCCUACGCAAGGAUCAGCCCAUUCGCUUUGAAAAAGAGAUCAUCAACGUGAACAAACAGUACGAAGUCCGCACUGGAAAGUUCACCUGUCAGUAUCCAGGUAUCUACUACUUCACGUAUCACGUCUCAUCCAGGGGAGACCUCUGCCUCCACAUUGUCAAGGGGAGAUUCAAUAGUGAGCCAAAGAAGAUCGUCCUGUUCUGUGACCAGGUCUACAACAUCUACCAGACCACCACGGGUGGUGUCGUGCUGAGGGUCAGCAAGGGUGAGAGUGUCUGGCUAGCGGCCACUGAAAAGAAUAAUCUGCUGGCCACUGUGGGGAGUGAUAGUAUAUUCUCUGGCUUCCUUCUCUUCCCAGAGUCUUAAGACUGACAAGGAGGACAUUUUUUGGCUUCCAAGACACCACUGACGUCCAGGGUGCAAAGCAAUGUGUCCUGCUUAUAUUGUGUUGGUGCUUCUGUUGACUGCUUGUACUAUUAUACUAUGCACAGUAGACUGAAUUGUAGACUCUAUAAUGUGUCUUUCUAUAUGGCCAAUUCCACCCAUUUCCUCUUCUGAAAAUGUCACAGCUUUAUCAUAAAAAUAAGGUAUGUCAGCAACAUAUCCAAGUCCUGUGACAACUCCACCCAGCCUAUCCAUGUCCUGUGACAACUCCACCCAGCCUAUCCAUGUCCUGUGACAACUCCACCCAGCCUAUUCAUGUCCUUUGACAACUCCACCCAGCCUAUCCAUGUCCUGUGACAACUCCACCCAGCCUAUCCAUGUCCUGUGACAACUCCACCCAGCCUAUUCAUGUCCUGUUACAACUCCACCCAGCCUAUCCAUGUCCUGUGACAACUCAACCCAGCCUAUCCAUGUCCUGUGACAACUCUACCCAGCCUAUCCAUGUCCUGUGACAACUCCACCCAGCCUAUUCAUGUCGUGUGACAACUCCACCCAGCCUAUCCAUGUCCUGUGACAACUCCACCCAGCCUAUUCAUGUCCUUUGACAACUGUACCCAGCCUAUCCAUUUCCUGUGACAACUCCACCCAGCCUAUCCAUGUCCUGUGACAACUCCACCCAGCCUAUUCAUGUCCUGUUACAACUCCACCCAGCCUAUCCAUGUCCUGUGACAACUCCACCCAGCCUAUUCAUGUCCUGUGACAACUCCACCCAGCCUAUUCAUGUCCUGUGACAACUCCACCCAGCCUAUCCAUGCACUGUGACAAAUCGCCCCAGCCUAUUCAUGUCCUGUUACAACUCCACCCAGCUUAUCCAUGUCCUGUUACAACUCCACCCAGCCUAUCCAUUUCCUGUGACAACUCCACCCAACCUAUCCAUGUCCUGUUACAACUCCACCCAGCCUAUCCAUGUCCUGUGACAACUCCACCCAGCCUAUUCAUGUCCUGUGACAACUCCACCCAGCCUAUUCAUGUCCUGUGACAACUCCACCCAGCCUAUUCAUGUCCUGUGACAACUCCACCCAGCCUAUUCAUGUCCUGUGACAACUCCACCCAGCCUAUCCAUGCACUGUGACAAAUCGCCCCAGCCUAUUCAUGUCCUGUUACAACUCCACCCAGCUUAUCCAUGUCCUGUUACAACUCCACCCAGCCUAUUCAUGUCCUGUUACAACUCCACCCAGCCUAUCCAUGUCCUGUUACAACUCCACCUGGCACAGCAAUGUCCAGCAACUUUACCUGUAAAAGUAAUUUGACCCGGAGAUGCUAAGACACUUUUUUACUGCUGUUUUAACAAACUUUGCAUAAUGUAAUAGAAUAAACUAUUACAAGAAAUGUUGUGCUGUAUGUUAUGAGAGAAAACUUCCCCUUUCUCGACUUACCAGGCUCCAUUCCUGCUCAUCCAAAUCUUAUCAUCCU
This is a messenger RNA of Hyla sarda, 2558 nucleotides long. RefSeq names its product complement C1q B chain (gene C1QB). NCBI's taxonomy places the organism in Eukaryota, Metazoa, Chordata, Amphibia, Anura, Hylidae. The record is from RefSeq and is a predicted model, not a curated record. Bases 330 to 1067 code for a protein of 245 amino acids. The transcript has 3 exons. Gene Ontology annotation, molecular function: protein binding.